GAGAAAGUGAAAGUACACUCGGAUGCAACAACUGGUCGUGGUCAUAUUUAAACUUUAAACUCAAAUACUGAAUUAAUUAAUUUUGAUUUAAUUAAUUUAUCUCAAUGUUUCUUGGUCAAAAUUUCACAAAGGAAGAUUUUCUUCCCAAAAAGCCACCAUGUAAAAAGGUUGUAAAGAAAAAGAAGAAACAGGGCGAUCAAAUGGUGUUUUUACCUCCAGAGAUCAUCGCGAAAAUCUGGGAUUAUCUCUCCCUCGCCGACUUAAAGAUAGCUCGUAGAGUAAACUCCACCUGGAAAAGUUGGAGUUGGGAGAAAUUUACAACGCUUGCUAUGCGAUCUUUAACCUACGACAGCGCAGUCACUUAUCACUACUACGUGACUUAUCCUUCCGAUCUAGAUGCUAUAUCCGCGUUCAAAAUCGACAUAUCCAAAAGGGUCCAACUUGUCGCAAGUGCUUCCUCGCCCGGGCAAAUCAUCACUUUUCCACCCGAAUUCACCUACCGAAUUAUGCCCAUCUUAUCACAAGCUCUCAGUGUUAAACGACUCGAUAUGAAGAUCGGGUCUGACAUCAGUACAAAAUUUAUCUCUCCAUCCGAUGUCGACGAGUGGACAAAGUUGUGUCGCAAAGUUUUCGACGUGUCGCCCAGUCUGGAAGAACUUUGCCUUGAAGUUCCCGUGCUGCCUAGUUUUUCCUGGUUUCCGGUCGAAGAGAGGUUGACAUGCUUAAAGAUAUUGCGACUUGACAUACUUCCGGCCACGUCGGAAUGGGGGAAUGACGCCAUGGCGAAAAUAAUCAUGGAGGAGACCCCCAACCUGGUGACGUUUACUUCAUCAUAUUUUGGAACCGGACUGCACACCAGUAUUUUAAAGUUGUUAACUGGAAGUGACGAAUUUUGGCCAAAAUUGACAAAUAUUGGGUGUCCCCGGAAACAGAGGAGGGAAGGGUAUUGGGGAUGGCGAAAUACGACAGAUCUUGACCUUUUGGCACAAGUUCAGCGAAAAUGGAAGCAAAUUUAUUUUGGGAGGAUAUCAACGAACCAGUUGGAGCAGGUAAAAGCUGUGUUGGAAAAGCACUGUGAAACUGUUGAGCUUAUCGAGCUGAAUCCUGUGUUAUCGCUACGACUCGUACCGAUGGAAUUGCCGAGGAUGCCAAAUCUGAAAAAGUUGGCGAUUUGGGAGUACGAUGUGUCCGAGUAUGAGUUGUAUAGUUUGUUCAGUCAGAUUUACAAGAUGCCGAGGGGUGUGGUGGAACAAAACGUGGCCCCGUGCAAUGACUGGUCGAGGGAGAAGUUGGACUUUUUCAACUUGUUCGACUUGUUCGGGGACAGUGAAAAAUUUAAGGAUCGAUUCCCAUCCCUGCACACUUUAAUAUUCACUGUGCCAUCCGGUCGGUACAAGAGUUACGUGUACAAUGCAAUCUUUCCAAAAAAGAAAAUAGCAAGUUUAAAGCAGAUUUGUUACCUGAAUGUCACUUACCCGGACCCAUUUGGCAGCACUAAUGCGAACAAAAGGGCUCAGCGACUCCUGAAAAUGUUCCCCAAUGUUCAUAAUAAGGAAAUGAACCGAUUGAGGAAGGAGUUGUACAAUUCGUGAUGAAUAUUGUUGGGUGAUGAAUAUUAUUAAGUGUUUAUUCUAAUUAUAAGAAAGUAUGUAAUCCGCAUUAAUGGUAUGGUUAUUUUAUUAGUGUCCAAUAGUGGAGUAUUGGACUUCCUUGAUCGAAGAUAGAAUAAAGAAUUACAUUAUUUUCUUUAUCGUCAUUGUGCAAUGUAAAGAUGUCAUAUUUUCCUGUUCCUAAGUACGUAUGUAUUUGCAUAAAAUGUCGAAUGUGCGCUUAAGAUUAAAUAUUACACCGUAGAAAAAAGAGGGUCUGGGGAUUUUGACGUCUUCGGUUGAGCUUAAAAUAUCUAAGAAAUUUGUUUCUUCAUUUGACCAAUUUUAUCCUUUUGUAGCUGUGAUACCUUAGAUGCCUCAUUUUAAGCUCAUAUGUAUGUAUGCAAGUACAUACAUAAAAUGCACAUGUACACGUUAGCAAGAGCAUUGCUCUUAGAGCACUUGACCUACUUGAUAAUAUUUAAAAUCAGAGAUUUUAUACCACGAAAUUCUAUUCGUUGUGAUUUAUUACACAUGCAUUGCACAAAAUUUAAAAUCAAAAUAACAAAUUCACUCAAUAUUUAUCAAAGCGAUUAUAUUUUAAUAGCGCUAUGCAU
This is a messenger RNA of Folsomia candida, 2206 nucleotides long. RefSeq lists its product as uncharacterized. Gene Ontology annotation, molecular function: protein binding. The record is from RefSeq and is a predicted model, not a curated record. Bases 105 to 1592 code for a protein of 495 amino acids. The transcript has 5 exons. Lineage: Eukaryota; Metazoa; Arthropoda; Collembola; Entomobryomorpha; Isotomidae.